Biomphalaria glabrata is the source of this 486-nucleotide messenger RNA. RefSeq lists its product as uncharacterized. The transcript has a single exon. Bases 1 to 486 code for a protein of 161 amino acids. NCBI's taxonomy places the organism in Eukaryota, Metazoa, Mollusca, Gastropoda, Planorbidae. The record is from RefSeq and is a predicted model, not a curated record.
AUGAAGCCCAAUGUUGCUCAUAUUCUAAGUAGAGGAAUGAAGCCCAAUGUUGCUCAUAUUCUAAGUAGAGGAAUGAAGCCCAAUGUUGCUCAUAUUCUAAGUAGAGGAAUGAAGCCCAAUGUUGCUCAUAUUCUAAGUAGAGGAAUGAAGCCCAAUGUUGCUCAUAUUCUAAGUAGAGGAAUGAAGCCCAAUGUUGCUCAUAUUCUAAGUAGAGGAAUGAAGCCCAAUGUUGCUCAUAUUCUAAGUAGAGGAAUGAAGCCCAAUGAUGCUCAUAUUCUAAGUAGAGGAAUGAAGCCCAAUGUUGCUCAUAUUCUAAGUAGAGGAAUGAAGCCCAAUGCUGCUCAUAUUCUAAGUAGAGGAAUGAAGCCCAAUGUUGCUCAUAUUCUAAGUAGAGGAAUGAAGCCCAAUGUUGCUCAUAUUCUAAGUAGAGGAAUGAAGCCAUCUUCUGACGCGGGAAAAAAAGAUAAAUUUCAAAUAUCCCAUUAA